Microdochium trichocladiopsis is the source of this 1137-nucleotide messenger RNA. RefSeq names its product triose-phosphate transporter family-domain-containing protein. The record is from RefSeq and is a predicted model, not a curated record. The transcript is spliced from 5 exons. Gene Ontology annotation, cellular component: Golgi apparatus; endosome; trans-Golgi network. Gene Ontology annotation, molecular function: antiporter activity. Lineage: Eukaryota; Fungi; Ascomycota; Sordariomycetes; Xylariales; Microdochiaceae. The coding region runs from base 1 to 1137 and encodes 378 amino acids.
AUGGCUUCUUCCCGGUCCGACGAGCGCAAGCUCGAGAGCGGCGGCACUGAGGCUGCCGCCCCUGCCAGCGCUGGUAUUCACCCGGCCUUCUACAUUGCCCUCUGGAUCGCCUGCAGUGGCAGUGUCAUUAUUUUCAACAAGUGGGUUCUGGCCGCUGCCCACUUUGAUUUCCCCCUCUUCCUCACCUCGUGGCACAUGGUGUUCGCGACGGGUAUGACCCAGGUGCUUGCCCGCACCACCCCCUACCUUGACUCCCGCCACAAGGUCCCCAUGGACUCGGCCACCUACAUGCGCGCCAUUGUCCCUAUCGGUCUCAUGUUCAGCUUGAGUCUGAUCCUCGGCAACUUUGCCUACCUCUACCUCUCCGUCUCGUUCAUUCAGAUGCUCAAGGCCACCAACGUCGCUGCUACUCUGCUUGCCACCUGGAUCUUCGGCAUGGCCGCCCCUAACAUGAAGGUCCUCGCCAACGUCGGCAUCAUCGUCGUGGGUGUCAUCAUUGCCUCCUACGGCGAGCUCAAGUUCGACAUGUUCGGCUUCCUCAUCCAGAUCGGUGGUGUCAUCGCCGAGGCCAUCCGCCUUGUCAUGGUCCAGCGCCUCCUCAGCUCUGCCGAGUUCAAGAUGGACCCCCUCGUCUCCGUCUACUACUACGCUCCUGCUUGCGCCGUCGUCAACGGUGUCCUCACGCUGUUCGUUGAGCUGCCCCGCCUGACCAUGAACGACAUCUACUCUGUUGGCGUCUUUGUCCUCAUUGCCAACGCCUUUGUCGCCUUCUUGCUCAACGUCUCCGUCGUGCUCCUCAUCGGCAAGACCUCUGCCGUCGUCCUGACCAUGGCCGGUGUUCUCAAGGAUAUCCUCCUUGUCGUCUCCUCCAUGCUCAUCUUCGGCGACCCCGUUACUGCCCAGCAGUACUUUGGUUAUUCCAUCGCUCUUGGUGGUCUUACCUACUACAAGCUCGGUGCUGAGAAGAUGCAGUCUCUGGCCAACGACAUCAAGUUCCAGGUCAACGAGACUCGCCACAACAACCCUGGCCGCUUCAAGGCCAUCGUCGGCUCUGUUGUGUUCGGCUUCUUCACCCUCAUCCUCCUCGGCUACUACCACAGCGUCCCUGGCUCGACUGCCGGUGUCCCCUCCGUAUAA